Molecule: messenger RNA, 717 nt
Organism: Drosophila ananassae
Lineage: Eukaryota; Metazoa; Arthropoda; Insecta; Diptera; Drosophilidae
Gene: mRpL14
Product: 39S ribosomal protein L14, mitochondrial
Exons: 1
Coding region: 159-635 (158 amino acids)
Biological process (GO): translation
Cellular component (GO): ribosome; mitochondrion
Molecular function (GO): structural constituent of ribosome
Source: RefSeq, a predicted model, not a curated record
CUUUCUCUGUUAACUCGACUCUGUUAAAAACCUAUCGGUGCUAUCGAUAACUCCAACGUUUUCUUUGCCCACCCCUACUGCCAAGAAUUGUAUAAUUUGUUGUGUUUCUGAUUAAAUGAAUUAAAGUUGCAGUUAAGGCGCUCAAAUCACACCGCAAAAUGGCGCUAAGGAACCUGAAGAGUCUUGGCCAGCUGCUGCUGAAGCAACAAAUCCCCCAACAGCAACAACAGCUGAUCCACACGACGCCGGCGUGCUGCGAGAUCCGGAAACUGGCCCGCCUCCGUGUGGUGGACAACAGCGACCUGGGCAAGCGGGCGAUGGCCGAGGGACGACCGCCACGCUGCAUCCAUGUGUACAACAAGCGGGGCGUGGGCUUCAUCGGCGACAAGGUGCUGGUGGCCAUCAAGGGCCAGAUGAAGAAGGGCAUCCUCGUGGGACUGAAGCAGAAACAGAAGCCGAAACAGCCCAAGUUCGAUAGCAACAACCUGGUGCUGAUAGACGACAAUGGUUCGCCCCUGGGCACUCGCAUCCAUGUGCCCAUACCGACGAUCCUGCGCACCAUCCUCAAGGAGAAGACCCAGGCCAAGGGCGCCGACUACACCAAGGUCCUGGCCAUCGCCAGUCGAUAUGUUUAGAUUGAACCAUUAUCCUUCCUGUUAUUAUGUUUUUUUUUUUUUUUUAAUAAAGAAGAGGCUUGAGUCUUGAAGUUACUGUAAA